GCGUUGCGAUUCCAAUCCGAUGCUCGUCGGUGCGUUCCGUGGUCGUGUGGAUAACCCCUUUUUCGUUUCGUUGUCGCCUUCACAGCGCCACUGCCGUCGCCGCCGUUAUCACCACCAGUCAUCCAUCUGUGUCCGUUAACGGUGCCUCCAACGGCGCCAUCGUUCGCUCAAGCGAACCUCAAACAAGUGGUGAAGUGUUGUUUCAAAAUCGAGCAGUAAGGAAACGAUAUAUCUAGAUCAGCACGAAACGAUACGAGCAAGCGAGCGACAGAGAGAGAGAGAAAGAGAGCGAAGCGACUAAAGAGCGAAAAGCUCUCGUAACCGAUUUGCAACGAAAAAAAAAGAAACGCAACCAACAUAACAGAGCGAAAGAGCAUAAAAAUCAAGCACAUAAAACGAGUGUGUGAGAGAAAGAGUGGAAGAAAGAGAGAGAGAGAGAGAGAGAGAGUAAUUGUAUGUGCAAUAAAUACACCUACGCCACCGCACGAAUUUCUACUACCGUCCGCAACCCGUAUCUGGUCGGUUCGCGAAUAGUGCUUGUGUGCGUUAGUCGUGUUUAACAUCGGGCCUUGAAUAUCCUGCCCGUCUCGAACCGAUCGACCCCGAACAGGAAGGGGUUGAAGCUGCUUGGCCGGAUGAGGGUGUAGUGUGCGGGUGCGGCAAAACAGCAGGCGCCGUCCUUUGCAACCGUCGGAGAUGAUGUUUGCUGGCUAGAGGAACAACGGAAAAAUCAGUGCCAUCGUUUCAUGCUACAGGAAAAGCUCAGUGUGUAUGUGAGUAGUGUGUGUAUGUGUGUGGGAAGCGAAUGGUGGAGCGCCGUUCGUGUAAUGUGCAUUUAGAUCAAGUGGCUCCGAUGUGUGGGUGUGUUUGUCUGUGUGUUUAAAGAAGCGAUUGAUAUUUCGAAAUCAGCGGUGCACGACCGUACGAGUCACUGUGGAAGAGAUGAAUUAAGUUGAACCGAAACCAAGAAAGAGAGAGAGAUAGAGAGGGGAUUCUUUUUAAUUUUGUGGCCUUCCUCCUGUGGGUGAGGUUUGUAAGCACACGUGCCAGUGCGGGGGAUGUUGCCAGUGUUGGCAUUCGGGUCCGAUCUUGCCCCAAAUAGUCAGUGCAGUGCAUAUAUAAGAAGUGUUUAACCGAAAGCGAGAAAAAGAUAGAGAGAGAGAGAGAGAGAAAAAAAGAAGAAAAAACAAAACACAAUAGAACAGAACAUUACAACGGCAGCAGCUGCCAUCAUCCUUCCCUCGAGCAACGGGGCCACGACCACCGAGACCAAUACGGCUUGUCCUUGAGGGGGAUGUUGUGGAUCGUAGGUAUACUACUUCCACUGGCAGCAGCAGCAGCAGCGGGUGUACUAGCGGAUGCCGAAGCAGCAGCACCCUCCUCACCAUCGUCCUUGAGCACCUCCGAGACAUCAUCGCCGUCGUCGUCUUCGCUGCUGGCCACCACAGCGCAAGCGGACGCUGUCGCAACCGGAAUCGCCGGUGGUGCCUGGUGCACCAUCACCCAGCAGCCCACGUACCUGCACGCCCGGCCCGCACCACCGUCCGACCCCGCCCGAACCCGUGUAUGCCGGUGCGACCAUGAGGAGCGAUAGUUCGGAACUGCUGCUCGAGCAACAGGCCGAAGAGCUACGGAAGAAGAAGCUGCUCGAGCUAGCGGCGGCCAAGAAGGCGAAGAAUGGUCCACCGCCGAAGCGAUCGCUGCGCGAAAAUGCCUCCUUCUACACGACGUCCGGGCUUGCCUUUCUGUCGGUGACGGCCGGCGCCUCGCUACUGUUUCUCGUGCCGCUGUACGUCGAUCCCGCCAUCUCGACGCUCGUCGGCGACUUCGUCGAGCGGCCGACGAUGUGCGUGACGACGCGGCGCGAGGACAUGACCGGGCUGUUCAACUGCUCGUGGAGCUCGUGCCGCGAGGGCUGCACCUCGGACGUGUUCAAGUGCACGCACAUCUACGUGACGUUCAUAGACGAUCUGAACUUUACCUUCCCGUUCAACGCGACACCGGCGGAGCUGUUCAAUCUGACCGACAUCGAACGGUCGGAGGAAGCGAUACUGCUGGUCAACAUCAAGGGCUGCGGGUAUCCGCCCACCGUCAAGUGCAAGAACUUCACCGACCUGUACGGGUUCGAGGGGGCCGUCUUUCCCUGCUACUACUCCAAACAGAACAAGACGGUCGUAAUGACUGCGUACAACCGCGAGGACCAGGUCAACACGAUCAUCCACUUCUUCGUGGUACCGUUCAUCGUAACCGUCGUCUCGUCGGUGUUUCUCUGCAUUAUGCACUGUGAUUGUAGGUGUAAGAAGGAGCGCCGGCGGCACCGUCACCGGCAUCGUCGGCCUAGGAUAGAGAAUCUCAGUGAUUCAUCAAUAUCGACACGAGUGGACAUGCUGACACCGGCGAUCGAAGUGUACAAGCCACCACUCUGACACAAGGAUGACACCCUCGAGAGUAACCUCGGCAACCCGUCGACCAGUAGCGACCUAUGACGAGGUAUCCUUCCGUGUCCGUCACCAUGCUACGACGUUCCACACCGUUCCCUCCGAUCGCGCCAACGGCCCACCCGUCUGGCCGUUCUCACCAUACUCGCCGGAACCGUCGUCACGCUCCCAUCGUCCGCGCCGGUAUCAACGCUCACGCCUUGGUCGCUGCUGUCCCUGUUUCUGCUGGCCGGUAGCUUUGCUUCCGGUUCCUGCCGGUUCGAUCCUCAUCGUAGUCUCUCAUUCGUAUACGAUCUCACCGUCAAUGGCAGUCGGCAGCCUGUUUGGAACGGUGCUGCAUCACCGUAUGGAUCAUAGCGUUGGCUUCCAACGUCUUUGCCGUUGCACCGUUUCCAUGAAUGAACUGGUACAGGUAGGUAUGGUCAGGUUUUUGGGUGUGAUUCCGAUUUAGUCCAGGUAGUACCACACAGGAGGAGCAGAUUUGCUUGUGCAUUCGACCAACGUUUGUUUUAUCCGAGCUAGGGAAAGAUCUAAGCCAUCGCUGGACGAUGCUAGGGGAAGUGGCCUGCACACAAAGCUGUACAUAGUGGUUAACACAUUCGAAUCGCCAGUUCCCGACCCGUUUGGUCCGUUUGCGUUGUAUCGUUCCGUGUCCUGUCGUCCGUUCCAGCCAAACAAUCGAAUGAUGGUUGAAAGCGUAGUAACGAUAAUAAAUUUCAACAACUCACAGCAGCUUGAACAUUUUCAACCCCCGUCCGGUAGUACUCGAUUGGCGUAAGGAGCAUUCCUUGGUAUGUUUUUCUUCCCGAACUCUUUUUUUUUGCUGAAAUAAUUCUGUUAAGAAAGCGUGACCUUUUUUUUGCUGCCUUUCCCUUUAUGGGUUGACCGAUCACGAAUAGCCUUUGUAUAUCGGCAAGCAAACCCUAGAAAUGCUUUCCAACAUGUAGGGAUCGUUCUCGAUGCGAAGCGCUAGAAAUAGCAGGAACCGUAAGGGUGUGCGUAAAGAGCAAAAAUGGAAAGGUUUCGUUUGCAAGAACCGAUGGAUAGUUUGUUUGUUUGACCCACUUCACCGUGAAGCGAAGCUUUUGUAGUUAUUUUUUGUUGUGUUUCAUGUUUUUUUUUGUUUUGGUCGAAAACCAUCUUCGUUCACUUCCCAUUCACGUCCGGAUUCCGGAUAAUUUUCCAAGCCAACCCGUUCACGAAACGGUAGCCAACGUGCGCCAUAUUGGACGGUGCCACUUUAGAUAGGCUGAUAAGUAUCCGCAAACGGCGCAAAUCGUGCAGCCCGUAUGGCAAACAUCAACAGCGUUACAAAGUGAACAAAUAGGGCUGGCUAGUGCCGGACGGAUGGGAAAAAAGGAAGCAAAAAAAAACCAGAAAACAAAACAAAAAGCCCCAUUCGGUCAGUUUUUGGCAGGACGUGAGAAAUUGGACGUACACAAAGAGAGAAAAAAAAACGCACGGACACACCAACACUUAUGCAUGUGCUUUCGGCUGAAAGAAGGUUUUGCAAAUAGUUCUAGAUAUCUUUUUUUGUUUUGUAUCUUUUUGAAACACCUCCGGGCCGUGAAGAACACACACACCUAACACUCCGUUCGAAAUGCCUUUAAAACCUGUAUCGUUUGGCAAGCCGUCGUACGAUCAGCAAACGACCACAACGUGAGCUAAAAGCAGCCAUUUUCAGCUCGUUCCAUAAAACAAAAACGCAUCACGCGCAUUGGGCAACAUGAAGUGACCAAAGAGGAAAGCAAAACAAAACCAACAGCAAAAAUUCAGCAGUGUAAUUCGAUGUAGCUAAAAUGGCCGUCAUAAAUGGCUAAACGGUACGGUAUUAUGGUAAGAACGGUUCAACAAAACCGGGAUGGCUAUAGGACGUGUGUAACAUGUGGCAGAAGCAUGAACAAAGAGGUUUAAAAACCAACAAAACAAAACGCGACGAAGGAUUAGCGAAACAAUCUCUUUAGGGUGUCAAAUUAUUGCGAACAAAAAUUCAUACCAAAUCUAAUAUAAAUUCAAUCCCAAGAAAUUGUAGAAGCGUACGUAAAGCGUGGUAAAUGAUUAAACUAAACGAAACAGAAAACCCCCGGUUACACAACAGAAACGAUAAGCAAAUAUGAAAGGAGUAACGAAGCGUUGUGGAUACCCCGCCCGUUUUGCCAUUGUUUGGAAAAGCAAAGCGAAAUGGAAGAGAAGACAAA
Anopheles funestus (African malaria mosquito) is the source of this 4636-nucleotide messenger RNA. It is a transcript of the gene Teh1, whose product is annotated as protein tipE. The coding region runs from base 1581 to 2426 and encodes 281 amino acids. The record is from RefSeq and is a predicted model, not a curated record. Gene Ontology annotation, molecular function: sodium channel regulator activity. Gene Ontology annotation, biological process: regulation of sodium ion transport. The transcript has 3 exons. NCBI's taxonomy places the organism in Eukaryota, Metazoa, Arthropoda, Insecta, Diptera, Culicidae.